UUGUGCCAACUAUAAAGCACAUGACUGCACAGGCCGCACCAUGCUCUCCCUGCUCCGCAGACCUCUGCUCUUUGUCCCCCGCUCCGGUCGCACCAUGUCCGGGGUGUCUCUGCGGGUGUCCCCGGGCCGCUGUCUCUAUGACGAGCCUCUGCAGCUCCAGGUCCGCGGUCUGAGCCCCGGGCAGGACGUCAGUCUCCGCACCGCUCUGACCGAUGAGGCCGGGGAACUGUUCACCUCCGUGGCUCUGUACCGGGCGGACAGCGGCGGGGAGCUGGAGCUGAGCCGGAGCCCGGCCCUGGAAGGCGGCAGCUACACCGGAGUGGAGCCGGAGGGGCCCCUGUGGUCCCUGGAGCCCCAGACUCCCCUCAGGCGGCUGCUGAAGAAGGACGUGCGGAGCCCCUUCCAGCUGCGCUUCUCCCUGCACCAGGCCCACUGCCCGCCCGGGGCUCUGCUGGCUGCUGCCGCCCAGGACAGGAGCUUCAUGGGGGAAGGAGUGACCCGGGAGCCGGUGCGGGAGGGACGGGUGCGGGGGAGCCUCUUCCUGCCGCCCGGAUACGGCCCAUUUCCUGCCAUCAUUGAUCUUUAUGGUACAGGUGGAGGUCUCAUGGAGCACAGAGCCAGCCUGUUGGCCAACCAUGGCUUCGUAACUAUGGCCCUGGCGUAUUUUAGUUAUGAGGACCUUCCAGACAAUUUGGCGGGACUUCACUUGGAUUAUUUUAGGGAAGCACUGGAAUUCCUAAAAACUCACCAAAAGGUGAACAAAGAAAGAAUUGGAGUCAUCGGCCUCUCGAAAGGUGCGGAUUUGGCAGUCAGCAUGGCAACUUUUCUGCCUGGCAUUAAAGCAGUUGUCAGCAUCUCUGGCUGCAAUGCCAACUCAUUUACCCCUUUACACUGUGGGGAGUUUGUGAUGCCAUGCCUUAUGUUCCAGGGUGAGAAGAUUAAGUUCACAGAAGCUGGCGAGUUGGACAUUUCAGAAUCCAUGGACGACCCAUCGGAUCCCAAUAAUCACGAGUCGAUUAUUCCGGCAGAAAAGUCUCCUGCAGCUUUUCUGAUCUUGAGUGGAUUAGACGACAAGAACUGGCCUAGCGCCACCUACAUGGAACAGAUAGUGGCACGUUUGAGAGAUCAUCAGAAGAAUGUGGAGUAUCAAUGCUAUCCUGGGGCCGGACAUCUACUGGAGCCCCCUUAUUUUCCUUUGUGCAAGGCCUCCCACCACAAACUAUCGGGUAUGCCAAUGUUAUGGGGAGGGCAAACUAAGGCACAUGCCAAAGCACAGGAAGACGCCUGGAAGAAGAUUCAAAACUUUUUCUCAAGGCACCUUAAAGGGACAGACACCAUAAAGAGCCACAUCUAAAAUCAAAGGGGUACUCCACACCCCUAGA
Messenger RNA from Hyla sarda, 1382 nucleotides. Its product is annotated as acyl-coenzyme A thioesterase 6-like. NCBI's taxonomy places the organism in Eukaryota, Metazoa, Chordata, Amphibia, Anura, Hylidae. Gene Ontology annotation, molecular function: fatty acyl-CoA hydrolase activity. Bases 41 to 1354 code for a protein of 437 amino acids. Gene Ontology annotation, biological process: acyl-CoA metabolic process; fatty acid metabolic process. The transcript is spliced from 3 exons. The record is from RefSeq and is a predicted model, not a curated record.